Darwinula stevensoni is the source of this 949-nucleotide messenger RNA. Lineage: Eukaryota; Metazoa; Arthropoda; Ostracoda; Podocopida; Darwinulidae. The record is from the annotation of a GenBank genome assembly.
CGCUCGUUUAUUUCCCGCCCGGGUGCCCAGUCGCCUUGUCUUUUCAGUUCUGUCUACUGCAGACCUUGCGUCUUAGCAUCAUUUCAUCCUCGUCGAAAGCUUCGUAUCAAUCAUGUUCGAGGCGAGGCUGGUCCAGGGAGCUCUUCUGAAGAAGAUUCUGGAGGCAAUCAAGGAUCUGCUGACAGAGGCGUCAUGGGAUUGUGCCCAGGGUGGGAUCCAACUCCAAGCCAUGGAUAAUUCUCACGUCUCUUUGGUAUCCCUUACACUGAGAUCGGAUGGAUUCGACAAGUAUCGAUGUGAUAGGAAUCUCACCAUGGGCAUGAAUCUUGCCAGCAUGACCAAGAUCAUGAAAUGCUGUGGGAAUGAUGAGAUCAUUACAAUGAAGGCCCAAGAUGAGCCUGACACUGUGACCUUCAUGUUUGAAUCUAAGAAUGGAGACAAGAUUUCUGAGUAUGAGAUGAAGCUCAUGAACUUGGACCAGGAUCAUCUUGGCAUUCCUGAGACAGAUUACGCCUGUGUGAUAAAGAUGCCUUCAGGGGAGUUUGCCCGCAUCUGCAGAGAUCUGAGUCAAUUUGGAGAGUCCAUGGUGAUUGCUUGCAGCAAGAAUGGGAUCAAGUUUUCUACUUCGGGGGACAUUGGAACUGGCAAUGUGAAGUUGGCACAGACAAGCAGUGUGGACAAGGAGGAAGAGGCAGUGAUCAUCGAGAUGCAGGAACCUGUGACCCUCACCUUCGCCUGCAAGUACCUAAAUAACUUUGCCAAGGCCACACCCCUUUCCCCUGUGGUGUCUCUGUCUUUGUCUCCGGAUGUUCCAUUGGUGGUGGAGUACAAGAUUGAGGACAUUGGCUAUGUUCGUUACUACCUGGCUCCGAAGAUUGAGGAUGAUGAUUCCUAAACUCCUUUGUACCUACUUUGGAUUGGAAUACAAUCCUGUCCGAUUUUUUAAGAA